UUAUUACGUACCUAUGCUACAGCAGAAUCUCUGGCUACAGCUUACAGUGAGCUAAGGAUGGAUGACCAGCCUAUGAGUGAACAUUACCAAGACUCGCCAAAUCUUGAAACAGGCGUCGGCUGUGGGGUCUCGUCCUGCCCUUGCCACACCCUCAUACACACCUACUCCCCUCAGGGUGUAUUCAGUGAGUUCCCCUACCUGGGGCCGUCUAACGCGGAGGGAAAUCCCCUCAGGGUGUUUCGAUUGCAGCGACAGUACGAGGAGUUGGUUGACUCGUUUCAGCAACUGGUCACACAGGCUCUGUGUAUGAUCCGCUACAAGAAGGUGGAGCCUCAGAACUUAUUGGCAUUCCUCGAAAAGAUUGAUGCAACUCGUCCCUACGGUGACCAAGACGUAACCAAGCAACCGCUGUACGACCAACUACUGGACACGCUCAGAAAUUCCGAUUCGCUAGAGGAUAUAUUUGAUGCCAUCUACCCGUACUUCACUCCAUUCACGUAUCACGUUCUCACUGAUAUUCUGGUUGCCUAUGGCGACACGAGUGUCAAACAGUUUUACGUCCAAAAGCUCAACUAUUUCAACCAGCGUCCAAUCACAUUAGCUCCUCGAAUUCUCAAUCCUCCGCGAAAAAAUGGAUUCUCUUUUUUGCGAAUCUUCGUCUCCUGGGAUCCUUCGCAGCACACCCUCCACGAGCUGGAAGCAUUCCGAUUGGCCGCUUCAACUGCAUUCAAAAUGACCCAUUAUCCUCUCCUGCUGAUUGGUGUUGAAAUGAACGGAGGUGUCAUGGUGAUGUUGUUUCAAUUGCCGGUUUUUUUGAAGGGUCUUAUUUUGCCGUUGGACGCUAAUCAGAGGAGCUUGUUGACGGGGAAGAAUGUGCUGAGAGUUGAAAUAUGUGGGCAGCACGAGAUGACCAGGUCGGGAGAACGGAUGUAUGAAGAGUUGCUUCAAAAGGAAUUUGAUUUCUCUGGUACUGCAAUGGACGACAAUGAAUUUGUGACUCCGCCCUCCAGCCCACCACCCUCUACCAAAACAGUGCCUCUCAUUGGCACUGGUAACUUCUCCCUUAACCAGACAGAGGCGCAUCUAAGCAGCCACCAUUUCGAGCUGACUAGACCAGGAUUCCAGCAAAAAAGCUACAUAGCAUACGUUGCGAAUUCGUCUGAAAAUGGCAAGCUGAUGGCAAUGUUGCUGUGUGAGCAUAUCAAGAAUACGAGAAAUUCCCCGAAAAUUCUCAUUGUGGUAAAUACGUUUGGUCGAGCCUGGCAGUUGCAUGCAGAGUUGAAGGAGCUCCUGCCACUCGGAGAUAUCAAGUGCAUCACAGGUGCUGACAGUUCCACCGUGAGUGAGGAGUUCAAGCAUACACAGACAACCAUUACCAUGGUAACAGCUGGCCGCCUUCUCAGCGAGCUACAAGACGGCAAGGUGACCUUUAAACCCAUCACUCUGUUGUUGCUUGAUGAGACCUCGGGAAUACACCACGAAACAUCACUACAAGAUCUCGUUCAGUUGUACUCUGAAGCGAGAAGGCUGGAGAAGAUUGGCAGACAUGAGCCCCAGAUGGUCGGCUUCACUAGCCAACCAAACUCUGGUAUAUUUGCUCUGAGUGAGCGCUCCAUGCAGGACCACCUGAUCAGUGUGUGUGCUCUCACUGAGGCAAGCGGGGGGCUACUAGUCACUCCAAAGGUCCAUUCUGAGAUGUUUGUGCGCCAGGAGACAGAGGUUGCCGUGACAACUAUUCAUAUUCGAUGGCGACGUUUUGAUGUGCCCGCCCUCCUCUGUGUUGAGAUGAGUCGUAUUGAACGUGAAGUGGGUGUGGUCUACACUCUGGAGAGAUGGAACCAACACUACAUCGGCUUUGUACAGGAAAAGAGGUCUUCUGUGCCACAAGAUGACCCCGACCGUGAUCGUUUCCUCGCUCUUUACGACCUCCUACCCAUCUACUGCCGAGCUGUCGAGAUCAGUAAACGUCAAAGCCCAGAGGAAGUUGGUCCGUUUUUGGAAGAAAAUCGACCGAAAUUCGAUCAAAAUGACACCUCAACUAAGAAAGCACUUGAAUCGUAUGAUCACGUCUGUAAAGAGUACAAUGACAUCAUCAAGUACGAGGUUACCGUGGAAACAGAGGUUGCUCGAAUGCUAUCGGAGAAAUUUUCCAAGAAUAACCAAUGGAGAGGUUACUUGUUUAUCGACUCCAGUAGGGACCCCCAGCCAUUGACAGACGAAAUCUCCAGCAGUGUUAAUCACGCCAGGCCCACAAUUUUGUCCGGCAAAUACAUCUCAAUCUCAAAACUAAACAAGAAGCGAAAAGAUAUCGAGAUUAUUGAAAGCUUUGAAAGAGAAGACUCUAAGUUACUCGUAACUCAGUUUGAGAUCGAAAAAUUUGACGAUUUAUCAUUAAUCGAUUUGCCAACUUGCAAUUUUUUUGUCCGGCUGCAGUCUCAACGAAAUGAAUUGACCCGCAACUCACAUGAAGAGGAGUGCAUUCUAACACUGGUAUCUUGUUACAAACGUAAGUCUGUCCAAGAACUCAGUCAAUCGUUGCAAUCCACACUUCUUGAGAGAGCAAUCGCGAGCAUGCCGGAUCCCGAGGGGGAUGAGUUCAAAGGUCAAAUGGUGCUACAGCAGAGAAAUAUGGUUCGUGUGUAUACUGGCCGAAAUGCAACUAUCAUGAGACAUUACACACAUCGAAAACCACAAUCGAAAAAAGUGCCGAAAAUUUAUCAAAUUUCUCUCCGUUGUAAGAAAUGUAAAGUGUACGUUUGUCACGGGAACCAGAUUUUCAUGCUGUUCAUUGAUGGUGCUAAAAAUUAUGUUGUUCCGCAUUACGAAUUCAGACAAAAGAUAUCUGUAAAACGAUUGCGUGUAGCACGUAAAGUACCGAAGCUCAUCUCUCGCCUCCAGAAGAUGUACUGCACCAACUGCCAUUCCGAAUGGGGUCAUGUCUGCUUCUUCCCUAAACGAGGAAUCGAACUUCCUGUUUUACGAGCGAAACACUUCCUGUUUGAGUUGAGAAACGGCCUCCACAAGAUCAAGAUGUGGUCUGAUGCUUCCUUCUACAUACCUGCCUUGGGAGCGUGCACCAAGUACUUUGGUGAGGAUAGCGAUACUGACUGAACUUUAUAACGUUAGGUAGAAUGAUUAUUGACUUUCCUGCAUUUUGUAUUAAGUGUAUACUUUACCAUGCACACACUCUGAUCAAUUGUGAUCCAUGUCGUAAUUUCUUGACUGAUUAUGUUUUGCGCACAUUGUAAAUUUGCAUAUUAUUA
This is a messenger RNA of Halichondria panicea, 3263 nucleotides long. RefSeq names its product interferon-induced helicase C domain-containing protein 1-like. The coding region runs from base 58 to 3111 and encodes 1017 amino acids. The record is from RefSeq and is a predicted model, not a curated record. Gene Ontology annotation, molecular function: ATP binding; nucleic acid binding. NCBI's taxonomy places the organism in Eukaryota, Metazoa, Porifera, Demospongiae, Suberitida, Halichondriidae. The transcript has 11 exons.